Fusarium graminearum PH-1 is the source of this 2347-nucleotide messenger RNA. RefSeq lists its product as uncharacterized. The record is from RefSeq and is a predicted model, not a curated record. The transcript has 2 exons. Lineage: Eukaryota; Fungi; Ascomycota; Sordariomycetes; Hypocreales; Nectriaceae. The coding region runs from base 246 to 1859 and encodes 537 amino acids.
AUCGUUGCUCGUCCGCUCUCUUCGAUGAUCACCGCCGCCUGACACAGACACACUAUAGAGCGCUCACUGCCAGGGCUACUGUUGCUGUUGCUGCUGUUGCUGCUGCUAGAUUGCGGCGCCGUAGAGCCCAAAGUGCUCCAGCCACUCAUUUGCAUAAACGCCGACGAGUCCUCGGCCUCCACUCUCUAUCAUACAAUACCUAUAUUCAUCAUCCCUUGACCUUAAGUCCCUACAAGUUAAUGGACAUGGACUCGCAACAAGCUAUCCGUCGCCGCUUCUCUGUUGCCGACCGUCUACCAGCAGACUUCGUUUUACCCACCACCAUCUCCAACUCGAAUUUUGAAACUGCCCCUGAUUCGACCAUUUCUUCUACCACAACUACCGCUGUCGCCGCCUCUGUCAACCCCAGAUACGUUCCUGCUCGCAACCUCGCUUCACACAACCGCCACGGCAGCAUGAGUUCAGUGGGAGGGAUUCCACCUCCACCUCAAAGAGACGAAACCAUCUCCUACAGACGUGGCCACACUCGUGCCAAAUCUAGCGUAUCCAGCAUGAACCGCCAGGUCAACCGACUUUCUUUGACGCUCCCAAUUGCACCCCCUACGAGCGACCCUUCCCGGCCAACACCAACAUCCUCUGCCAUGUCAUCAGUUCCUCCCACGCCAAUUGACUCUGUCAUUGCCUCACCGGCUGGCGCAAAUGAGUUCAUCAUUGCCAUUGCCGCUCAGGAAAGACGUGUGCUGGAACUGCGGGAGGAGUUGUCUCGUGCUGAGGCGGAAUUGACUUCACUAAAGAAGAAGUGGACUACACAAGAGAAGAAGGGCGAUCCCAUUCCCGUUGAGGCAUACCGCAGCCCGGUCCUGCCUUCAGAUGAUGAUGGCUCGUCGUUGAGGCGAAGUGCCGAGUCAGACCGCCGAAAAUUGCUGCUGCAGACGGGUGCAGUUUCUCCCAAUCGGAGAAGGGUCCUUCGCGGUGGACACACAAGAACCCUGUCUCUGCUCUCGCCGGCGAAGCUAGAAGGGGGUUUCUCAUUAUAUCAGGACCGCGAUCACGGGCACGAGCAGGUCAAAUUACCUUCGAUAGAGCGCCGGACCGCUCAAUUAACAAACCCUCAUUUAAACAAGCGUGCCUCGUGGCAGCCACGCACACAGCAAAACGUUCCCGGUGCAGCCCAAAUUGUCGAGGACUUUAAGCUGGGCCUCAGAGCUUUUGUUGAGGACAUCCGUCAAAUUACGGUUGGGGACGAACCCAUCAACGGCCAGCCCGUUCGCUCCAACAGCGUCAACGAUCGCAGCGAAACGUCCCGAACCCAGGAUACAGUCCGAGCGAAUCGCCCACUUCGACCCAAAGUGAGCACAGUGUUUGAGCCACCCCACAACAACUCUGAGACUGCAGAGCGCUCAGAGACAAAAUCACAAACCUCAACGACAACAGCGUCAAAAACUCGGCCCGAGAUGCCUGCACGGAGUAAAACCAAAUCGAAGAACAAGUCUUUCUCUUGGCAACCUCUUGGAUUCGACUCGAUGGACGACAAUGACUGGUCUAAUUGGGAGUCUCCGGCUUCGUCCUCUAAGACGUCUCGUUGGAGCGGCUCUACUAUUGGCAGUAGUGGACUGGACGAUCUGUCUGCUACUUCGGACGAGGGAGAACCUGCGGACUCGCCCUCUAAGAAAAAGUCGUCCGGGUACGAAACUCCUCUCCUCUCCCCCAAACUCGAGGAGCUUCUACCCAAUAUUGUCAACCAAUUCUCGCCCAGCAAUCUCAAGCGUACAGCGACAAACCUGAUGGACGAGUGGGAAAAGUCCCUCACCGACCCCAACUAUCCUCACCAGUCACAAGCUCAGGAAAACACCGCUUAGAAGGUUUUCGUCAGAGUUUCCACAACACAUCUAGACUAUGUUGAACAUACACAUUUGAAGCGAUUUUCACAAAAUUACUUUACAUAAAACGGCCAGGCGUACACAGAUUCGGUAUCACAGACCGGUAUUUCACGACGAAGAUCAGGAAGAGAAGAAAAAGGAUGCUUGUCGGGACGAGUUUACAUGUAAUGGCCGACAUUUCCUUUUCAGUUUGUUGGCACUUUGGGGGCCUUGUUUAAACUGCGAUUUGUAAAAGCUGUAUGCUUUUUGUUUGCUUGGGACUGUCUCUUUUAUAGUUUUUGACUUAUGGCUUGUGUAUGGGUUCUCGAGGCAUUUGCUUGGACUAUCUGUGUACAGGCUGUAAUUUGGUUUCACGGUGUUGGGAUUACGAUGGGAAGAUGAUACUCAUGAGUGACGACUACCAAAUCGUCGCAUUCUAAGUCAAUUCAGUUUAUAUUCAAUAUUUAUCACAUCAACUCUCUGAAACA